Molecule: messenger RNA, 601 nt
Organism: Paraglomus brasilianum
Lineage: Eukaryota; Fungi; Glomeromycota; Glomeromycetes; Paraglomerales; Paraglomeraceae
Source: the annotation of a GenBank genome assembly
CCCGUUGAUGCCUCGGUCUUUACAACAUUGUGUCGGUCGCCAUCCCAGAACGGCAUUGACUCAGCUUGCAAUUCGCUCUCCCAGAAAAAAGUCGGCUUACUUUGAAAUGCGAAAGUAUCAUUAUCCCAGAAAAAAGCUGACUUAUCUUGGAAUACAAAUAUGGCGCUAUCCCAAAAACAGAUUGACACACUUUGGAAUGCGAAAGUAUCGUUAUCCACGAAAAGAACCGGAUUCUGGGGAUGAGAAUGUUAUACAUUUUUUUCAACAGCGGGAGGAAAGGGGUCUUUUUGAGCUACUUAUAAACAAUUUUAAAAAAGAUUGGUUUGUCGCCAAAAAGUUGAAAAAGGAGCAUACCGUAAUUAGAAAUAUGGGGCGGCAGUAUAGGCAAAGCUUAGAGAAAGACAAUAGAAAAUAUAUACACGUAUUAGAAAAGCAGAACAAUCUUAUACGAACGUUAAAGGAGGAGAACAAAAAGCACAUACAAAUAUUAGAAAAGAUUGCUGCAAAUUUCACAGAUUUAGUGAAUCGAAAAAGAGAAAAGUUUAAGCAGCAGGAGCGCACGGCAAGAAUCAUAUAUGACAGCAUAUUUGAGCGUGGAUAA